Messenger RNA from Thalassophryne amazonica, 2176 nucleotides. Its product is annotated as A-kinase anchor protein 17A-like. Bases 37 to 1491 code for a protein of 484 amino acids. The record is from RefSeq and is a predicted model, not a curated record. Lineage: Eukaryota; Metazoa; Chordata; Actinopteri; Batrachoidiformes; Batrachoididae. The transcript is spliced from 4 exons.
CCUUUUUGGUUGUAGGUGCGAAAUGUUGACAUCCCCAUGCUGGACCCAUACAGAGAGGAGAUGCUAGACAAAAACUUCAGUACUUUCAGCUUUGGAGGUCAUCUGAACUUUGAGGCCUAUGUGCAAUACCAGGAGUACUGCGGCUUCGCUAAAGCUAUGGACACACUGCGUGGCAUGAAGCUGAUGCUGAAAGGAGAUGAUGGGAAAGCUGUGGCCUGCAACAUCAAGGUGACCUUUGACACCAGCAAACACCUGAGUGAGUCGGCCUUGAAGAGGCGGAGCCUAGAGAGACUAAAGUUACAGGAGCUGGAGCGGCAGAGGGAGGAGCAGAAACGACGGGAGAAGGAAGAAGAAGAACGGCGCAAGGAAGAAGAGAGGAAGCAGAAGGAGCAGGAGAAGGAGGAGAAGGAGAGGAGGAAGGAGGAGAAGCUGCGUAAGCGAGAGCAAAAGCUGAGGGAGAAGGAGGAGAGGAAGAACCUGAAGAAGGUGAAGCGACGCCAGGAGGAGGAGCAGAAGAAGCUGCAGAUGAAGAUCGCGAUGGAGGAGAGGAGGCUGCUUCUGGCUCAGCGUAACCUGGAAUCCAUACGGCUCAUUGCUGAGCUUCUGAGCAGGGCCAAGGCCCUGAAGCAGCAGCAGCAGGAGAAAGAGAAGGCUGAACGUGAGGAACGUGAAAGGCAGGAACAAGCUCAACAGAAAGAAGAGUUAGCCCGGCUUCAACAGCUGGAGGCCUGCCGCCGUAAGCACGAGGAGGAGCUCCGGAGGGUGGAGUUUGAGAAGGAGCGAGCACUGCAGCUUCAGCGCCGAGAGAAGGAGCUGAGAGAGAAACUUCUUUGCAAUCUGCUGAAGAAGAGCAGUGACACCUCUACAGACACACAGGGCGGGGCUGCCACUGUACCAGGAGGCGAAGCCGCUGCUGCUGGUGGCAGUGGAGUGGUUAUGGGGGUUAUAGGCCGGGUGAAUGGAGAGACCACAACGGAGGACAAAGAUAAGCAGACAUCUAAAUCCAGCAGCCAGCCUCAGGUUCCAGCAAAAACGAGAGCGAUGCAAGAGAGGAGAGGGGGAGAGGACAGAAAGAGGGCAGAUAAGAAAGAUGGAGUAGUGAGGAGCAGAAGCUACAGCAUGCACAGUCAGGCGCAAGCAAGGGAACGGCAGCGCUCCUACAGUCGUGGGCGAAGGAGGCGCUCCCGUAGCUACAGCAGGAGGAGAAGGAGCUCCAGCUACCAUAGGAGGAGCUACAUCCGUCACGGCAGCAGGAGACGAAGUCAUGGCCAUCGCAGCAGCAGCACGAGCUCCAGCCGGGAGAGAAGCAGGAGCAGCAGUGGGCGGAGUUGCAGCAGGGGGCGGAACUACAGGCAUAGGCAGCGUAGAAGCAACAGAGGCAGCUCCAGGAGCAGCUCUAAAAGUAGAGAUAGGCGGAGUCACAGUCGUUACAGUCGGAGAUACAGGAGGCGGAACUACAGCAGAGAUAGGAGUCACUCCAGACGGUGCUAAAAUUAUUAAAGUUGUCCAGUGUUGCUUGUUUAUGUUAAGUCUGUGGCGAUGCUGUUUCACCUUCGAUAUGCUAACAGGUUUAUAUUUGUCCAGAUGUUCAUACUUCCAGGUAAAAGCAAAUUCAAAAUUUUCAGUUUUCACGAUGCCCGCGUUCUCCAAGUGGGGAAUAUAAGAGCAUUCAAAUUAAAGUUGGUGAUUGAUGCUGAUAUUAGAUGUCCCUGUUAUAUUUGAAGAGGGCAGACCACCUGAAAUCUAAGUGUUGUCUGCUUUGUAAACCGGUGCAUUGGAUUCAGUGCAAACAUACUGUAAAUCGAUAAAGCUUCUCGAUGUACUGAUAUCACACAUCACUGAGAAGAAGUCCUGUUCUCCAGGAAGUAGCAAAGAGGUCCUGGAGAAAUGGUUUUGGGAUUCUGGGUGGCGACAGUUUAUUUUGAUUAUCUUCCGAACACACUGACGGACACGCCUCGUGGCUGUCAGAGACCUGGGUUACUUGAGAAAUGAAUGACUGCUGCUCCAGUACACACAAACAACAUGACUAAUCUUUUACUGUGCAGCACCCCAAGACCAGCUGCUUUUUUAUGUUUUAGCUGCCUAAAAGUAAAUUUUGAACACCGUUUUGUCUGUGCUGCUAUUGUUCAGACUGAAUUCAGGCAUGUUGACUUGAAUAAAGCUUCCGCUCAGUGAC